AUGACAUUUAAGGCAUUUGUAAUUGCCGUUCUUGUGGUUGCCUCCAUCGCCCUUCCAGAUAGUCAUCCUACAUAUGGUUACUUCGCUCCCACUCCCGCUUAUGCACCCGCCAAGUACGACUUCAACUACGCAGUAAACGACCUGUCAUCUGGUAACGACUCCGGACAUCAGGGGGCCCGUGAUGGCGAUGAUACACAGGGAUCUAACUACGUCCUUCUUCCCGACGGUCGCCUGCAGAAGGUUACUUACACUGUUAAUGGAGACUCCGGUUACGUGGCUGAUGUCACCUACGAGGGAGAGGCUCAGUACCCCACUCCACAGACCUCCUCAACCAUCCUAUAA
Penaeus indicus is the source of this 342-nucleotide messenger RNA. Its product is annotated as pro-resilin-like. Gene Ontology annotation, cellular component: extracellular matrix. The transcript has 2 exons. The record is from RefSeq and is a predicted model, not a curated record. NCBI's taxonomy places the organism in Eukaryota, Metazoa, Arthropoda, Malacostraca, Decapoda, Penaeidae. Bases 1 to 342 code for a protein of 113 amino acids.